Messenger RNA from Apiotrichum porosum, 315 nucleotides. RefSeq lists its product as uncharacterized. NCBI's taxonomy places the organism in Eukaryota, Fungi, Basidiomycota, Tremellomycetes, Trichosporonales, Trichosporonaceae. Bases 1 to 315 code for a protein of 104 amino acids. The record is from RefSeq and is a predicted model, not a curated record. The transcript is spliced from 3 exons.
AUGCCGGUCUACUCCACUGAGACUCACGACGGCCACACGCCUACCCCAACCAGCGGCAACUGCGACGAGUACCUCCGCCAGGUCGAGGAAAUUACCGACAUGUUCAUGCUCUUCAACGACGAAGACGCCGACAAUGUCCUCCACAAGGUAGACGACCUCCUCGCCGCGCACGGAGGGUGGGACCACGACCACGCUGCUCCGCUCUCCCAGACGGUCAUCGCUCAGAUUCGCGCCGUUGUCGCGCACGAGCUUGAGAUCGCCAACAAGACGCAUGCGGUCCCCGCAGCUCCUACGACCAAGUUCCCUGCCAAGUGA